CAAAAAAAAAGUGGGUAGGUAAACUUACGGGGAGAGUGUAGUAAUAGUAACCAGCUACAACCUGCAGGACACAUCUAUUUUUUUUAUAGGUCGGGCUAGGUAUAAUGUUUAUUGUUUAGAAACACAAAUAUGAAAUAGGUAAAUAAUAUUAAUAUAUUAUAUUAUACUAUUACAGGUUAUUAUCAUAGACAUAUGAAUAAUAUAUAUUUAUUUAUAUGUCUAUGGUUUUUAUAGAUUUUUCAUAUUUGGCUCGUUUUUUCAAACUUGCCUCAUCACUUCGAGGGCGUCAAACAGGACAUCCAUUCAAUUUCUUUGACGAAUUUCAUAAUCCGUCAUUUUUUUUACCACUGAUAAUUUGUAUGAAUUGAUCAUAGAUAAUAAAGUCUUUUAUCUUUAUUAUCUAUGGAAUUAAUAUUUAAAUUUGAUGUUAUCCUUAUCAUUACGGUUUAUACUUAAUUUAUAUCAGCCAUAAGUUAGUUAAUCGUGAUAUCAGCAUAACAGAAAAAUCGUUAUUCAGUAAUUUUCACUCAUUGUUUAUUAACUUUAAGAAUUAGAGAAAUUACUGUACAAUGGCGGCUAACGCCAAUGUUGUCAAUAAUAAUUGCCGAACAAUUAAAAUUUAUGAUGUAGUUAUACCUGUUACAUUAUAUUAUCACGUUCAGCUGAGAAUGUUGAGAUCUGUAUGCAAUGAUGUAAAGCCAAAAUAUUGGUGACUACAACUGACUAGGUACUGUUGAGGAUUGCUGACCGGUUGUAUGUGAGUACUACUUUCAUACACCACUAACUGCAAGAUGGUUGACAAAUUGGACAAAUACAUUGACAGUUACUCUAAGGAAUGGUACCAGGCAUUCCUGCUAUUGAUGAUGGCCGGCACACCAGGGAUAUUUAACGCUAUACAGAUCUCAUCGUACGUGUUCCUAGUUGACAAACCUUCAUACUGGUGUGAUGUACCUGUUUUGAAAGCGGCAGGGUGGAGUGACCAAAUGCUCUUAAAUGUUUCUACACCGUAUCAAAAUUAUUCAUCAAAAAAACUUGAAGAAUGUUUUUAUUACAAUCGAAAUUAUUCAAUAUUUGCCAAAAAUGGUUACAAUUGGUCAAUGAAUAAUUUAGAAACUGCCAAUUUAAAACCUUGUCAAUAUUAUAGUUACAGUAACACAGACACUGUUGUAACUGAAUGGAAUUUAGUUUGUGAAAAUGUAGCAAUGAAGUCAAAUAUUCAAGCAGUUAUGGCUUUUGGAAAGUUUGUUGGUGGACUUUUAUUUGGUUCAAUAUCAGAUGUAUAUGGCAGAAAGUUUGCUUUUAAUUUGGCAGCUUUUAUUUACAUGUUUUCAGGACCAUCUGCUGCUCUGAUUGAUUCAUAUGUAUUAUUUUUAAUUGCGAGAUUCUUGAUAGGUGUUGCUGGAUCUGGAAUUUAUGAAUCAUCAUAUACAAUAUUGACUGAGCUGACAAGUGGUAAAACUCGUACUUUACUUUGUCUCUUGAUGAAUAUGUCAUAUCCAAUUGGUUAUAUUUUGUUAUCAAUUAUUGCUUAUUAUGUACGACCAUGGAGAAUGUUGCUUUUAGUUUUGUCUUUGCCCAUGUUUGGAUUGUUGAUACAAUGCUGGUUUCUAUCAGAAUCUCCAAAAUGGUUGAUGUCUCAAGGUAGAGAAAGCCAGGCUUGGAAAGUGAUGACUAAGCUUGUUCCUUCUGCUGUUCAUGCUGACAUAGAUAAUGAUAACCAGGAUAAUAUGUUUGAAAUUAGAAAGUCAAAAAAGAGUCAAGGGAAAUGUAAUGAGUUUCUGUCCACUUUUACUACAUUGUUUUCUACUUGGGAUUUAUCUGUCAAGACGGGUAUUUCUUUUUCUUGUGGAUUCGUUUGUGGCCUAUCAUAUUACGUUAUUGCAUUAAAUGGUGAUAAUAUUACUGCUGAUCGUUACUUAUAUGUUGCAUUGAAUGGAGUUGUCGAAGGCUUAGCAUACUUAUCAACUAUUCCAUUAUUACUUUAUGUUGGACGCAAAAUAGCAGUUUCCGGCUUAUUUUUUGCAUCCGGAAUAUUGCAGCUUGCAUUGUUAACAAUACCACAAGAAAGUGCAAAUUUUUUAUUAUUUGUUGCUUUACUUGGAAAAUUUUGUGUGAGUGCAGUAUUUUCAGUUAGUUUGCUUUAUAUAUCAGAGUUAUAUCCAACUACAAUAAGAAACACCGGCCUUGGAACAUCAUUGACCAUUUCUCAAAUAGGAUCUGUUAUUGCACCAUAUGUAGUUGAACUAUUGGGAGCAAAAGCUUGGUACAUUCCAAGUACGGUGUGUGGAAUGUUAGGCAUUUUCGUUUCAAGUUUGGUUCUUAUGUUGCCCGAAACAAAGGGAACAGUAUUACCAGAUACUCUAGAAGAUAUGAAAACUACUAGUUCUGUUAAAGUUACCAAUUGUUGUAAGUUUUAGUGCUUUUCGCCAUUAUGUUACUUUUAUAAA
Metopolophium dirhodum (rose-grain aphid) is the source of this 2447-nucleotide messenger RNA. Its product is annotated as solute carrier family 22 member 12-like. Gene Ontology annotation, molecular function: transmembrane transporter activity. The transcript is spliced from 10 exons. Gene Ontology annotation, biological process: transmembrane transport. Gene Ontology annotation, cellular component: membrane. The record is from RefSeq and is a predicted model, not a curated record. Lineage: Eukaryota; Metazoa; Arthropoda; Insecta; Hemiptera; Aphididae. The coding region runs from base 792 to 2417 and encodes 541 amino acids.